Carassius auratus (goldfish) is the source of this 2321-nucleotide messenger RNA. It is a transcript of the gene sfrp1a, whose product is annotated as secreted frizzled-related protein 1a. Gene Ontology annotation, molecular function: Wnt-protein binding. The record is from RefSeq and is a predicted model, not a curated record. Gene Ontology annotation, biological process: canonical Wnt signaling pathway; non-canonical Wnt signaling pathway. The coding region runs from base 244 to 1158 and encodes 304 amino acids. NCBI's taxonomy places the organism in Eukaryota, Metazoa, Chordata, Actinopteri, Cypriniformes, Cyprinidae. The transcript is spliced from 3 exons.
UCUCGGUCUCCCCUGGUCUCGAGCGCAGCGCAUUUCAAGCAACUCAGCCGUGUGAGUCAGCAACAGCUACGGGGCUUCAGAGGUGGAGUUUCCACAACUUCAAUACUUUGACUGCAAAGUCUUGUAACAUUCAGGGGUAUUUGGCUCUCCCUCCUCAUUUUCUAGACAAAGAGGACUUCAUUUCAUUCAAGGCUCACCGCUUUGGGGGCUGCAUUGACUGGGGAUCCUGACCAGGAGUUCACAAUGAAGUCCCUUGCAUCUUCGUUGCUUUGGAGGAUCAUCAUCUUGAUGAUGCCAAUGGUCUCAUUAGGCCAGACAUCUGAGUAUGUGUAUGAUUGGAAGGGAGAGUACAAUAACGGCCGUAUCUACGACAAGCCUCCACAGUGUAUGGACAUCCCAGAAGACCUGAAGCUCUGUCAUGGAGUGGGCUACGACAAGAUGCUGCUGCCAAACUUGCUUGAGCACGAGAGUAUAUCUGAGGUCAAACAGCAGGCUGGGAGUUGGGUGCCCCUGGUGCACAAGAACUGCAACCCGGGCACUCAGCUGUUCCUGUGCUCCCUUUUUGCGCCCGUGUGCCUGGAUAGGCCCAUCUACCCUUGCCGCUGGCUCUGUGAAAAUGUGCGUGAUGGCUGCACACCCAUCAUGGAAGCGUUUGGGUUCCCCUGGCCAGAGAUGCUCUCUUGCGAUAAGUUUCCGACAGGUGAUGUGUGCAUCAGUGCACCCAAUGCCACAGAGGCCUCAAAGCCCACUGGACACUCUCCAGUUUGUCCUCCUUGUGACAAUGAAAUGAAAACGGAUGUGAUUCUGGAGCACAUGUGUGCCAGUGAAUUUGCCAUAAAGACCAAGAUCAAGGAAGUAAAACGGGAAAACUCGGAUCGCAAGGUGAUCCUGCAGAAGAGGAGAAAACCCGUAAAACUGGGCCCUUUGAAGAAGAAGGACCUGAAGAAACUCACUCUGUACCUGAAGAACGGCGCCGACUGCCCCUGCACGCAGCUAGAAAAUCUUGGAAACAUGUACCUUAUAAUGGGACGCAAGGUGGACAAACAGUACCUUCUCACCGGCAUUCACAAGUGGGACAAAAACAGCAAGGAGUUAAAAAAGACCAUGAAAAAACUCAAAAGCCACAAGUGUCCUGCCUUUGAGAAUGUCUUCAAAUAAGCAUUCUUACAGCUCCCACUUACUUUAUGAACUUGCACAUCCAGGCAAUGCGUAAUAUUGUUUUAUUCCAUUGUUCAUAUAUAUAUAUAUAUAUAUAUAUAUAUAUAUAUAUAUAUAUAUAUAUAUAUAUAUAUAUAUAUUUCCCAUGUAUUUUAUAGAUCAAACACUUGAGGUGUUCUGUCUUGGAUCUGUGCUGUUUAAGACUGAAAAGGUAAUGAAAGAUACAGUAGACAAUCUCUCCACCACAACCAACUAAUCACUUUUGUAUAUAUCUAAAACUGUUUGAUAAUAUGUUGUAAAAUGAUCAAAAUUCACCUGCAAUUCAACCCUAACCCUUUUCUUUUAACAUUUUUUAAGAAACAUAUUACAAAAGAUUUCCGAAGCAUAGUUCUCUGCCAAACGUCUUUGAAAUGUAUUGAUACAAUUGUGUACACUGUGAAAGUACAUACCAUAUAAGCCAUUUCUUUGGGCAUAUUGAGUCUAUUUUGCUGGAGUUACUCCAAGUUGAACAGACAACAUUAUUUUGCAAUGUGCAUUGGUCACAGACCUUUCUGUGACCUGAACCAUUCGGUAAUCAAACAUGUUUGGCAGUUCUCUGUUAACUCUGGUGAAGUUUAAGAGGUCUGCUUUGCUUAAUUACUGCCAAGAUAUAUAUGCAUAACAUUUAUUGCACUGCUAAAGCCAUUUUUAUGACAAACUGAGCUGCCCAAUCCCAUAUAACUGAGUUGAUUAUAGACAUGUUUGAUAAUAGAUUAUUGUAUACAUAGGCCUAUACUUUAUCUGCUGUAGACCAAACUGUUUUCUGACUAGUAAAAUUAUUAUAAAAGAACAGUAGCCUACUCAAUACAUAUACAAUAAACAAUACUGAUAAAAAUGUUCAUUGCUACAAGACAUUUGUCCAUGUAAUCUCACAACUUAAUGUAAUUAGUGCAUAAUGCUGUUAGCGUCGAAGGUGAAAGGAGGUUUUGCAAAGCUCUUGACAUUUUAGUCCACAGUUUUGUCUGAAAUGCUGAAGUGUUGCUUCCUGUUUUCCACAAAGUUAUAAUCUUGUUGUGGCAUAGCACUAUUAGUUUAAAUGUUUCUCAGUUCCCAUUUUUUGUUGCCAAUCAUUUUGAACAAAAAAUUCUAGCACAAAUAUAAAAUAAAGACUAUAAAAAUGUUAA